AUGGCACUUACUCUUUGCAACAACCUGGAAAGGGUUUCUGACAAACAUGUCGAACUGGUGAAUCGCUGCAGAAACAUGGAAGAUGAGAUUGACUCUAGUGUGCUAAGGAUUAAUGCUUUGGAGCACAUGUUGAGAGUUAGAGAGGAAAUGAUUAUUGAUUUAGAGCAGAAAUGGAUGGACAAUAGUCCCUUGGUGAGCUAUAAUGGGGUAUUCAUAUGGAAGUUCACAGACUUCUCACGAAAGCAACAAGAAGCACAAGGAAGAAACGUUAGCCACUAUUCCACACCAUUCUUUACAAGCCCAUUUGGCUAUAAAAUGUGUGCUAGACUGUACCCGAACGGAGACGGAAUGGGCAAAGGCACACACAUGUCCUUAUUUUUUGUUGUAAUGAAGGGGGAGUAUGAUGCCUUGCAGGAAUGGCCCUUUAAACAGCGAGUUACGUUUUGCCUUCUGAACCAAGAAAGGGGAAGCCAUGUUGUUGAUUCCUUCCAACCUGACCCAACCAGUUCAUCCUUCCUCCGCCCACAGAACAAUAUGAAUGUUGCCUCCGGAUGCCCUCUGUUUGUGAGACUGGAUGCGCUUGUGAGCCCUGACAAUGGACUGUUAAAAGACGAUACCAUCCUCUUGAAGAUUAUUGUGGAUCGGAAGGACCUCCAUGACCCUGGAUCUCCGAAUUAAACUACAGUCCAACCUGCCCGAGCGACCGCCUGCGAAUAGCAACCACCUGUCUAUAACGACCACAUCGAUUUCCCCCCGAACAAUUUCACUAUAUAUUUUACCUGCA
Dreissena polymorpha is the source of this 784-nucleotide messenger RNA. Its product is annotated as TNF receptor-associated factor 3-like. Gene Ontology annotation, cellular component: plasma membrane signaling receptor complex. Gene Ontology annotation, molecular function: protein binding. The transcript has a single exon. The record is from RefSeq and is a predicted model, not a curated record. NCBI's taxonomy places the organism in Eukaryota, Metazoa, Mollusca, Bivalvia, Myida, Dreissenidae. Gene Ontology annotation, biological process: positive regulation of JNK cascade; regulation of canonical NF-kappaB signal transduction; tumor necrosis factor-mediated signaling pathway. The coding region runs from base 1 to 678 and encodes 225 amino acids.